Messenger RNA from Clunio marinus, 1223 nucleotides. NCBI's taxonomy places the organism in Eukaryota, Metazoa, Arthropoda, Insecta, Diptera, Chironomidae. The record is from the annotation of a GenBank genome assembly.
CGCAAAUGUUUGUUUUUGUUUUCAAACAGAAUUCCAAUUUUUUAAGAUUAUUUUAUAUUUGUUUUUAAGUGUUUAAAAUAAUUAAUUGUGAUGUCGAAUUAUGAUUGGGAUGCUCAUAACCGAAGAACGGUUUUGGAAGGAAGACAAAUCCUUGAAAGAACUUCAGCAAGUAUCGCGAGAAGUAAUCAAAUUGCGAUUGAAUCAGAAAAUACUGGGACUGAAAUACUAUCAGAGUUAGACACCCAAAGAGAAGCACUGAUAAGAACAUCCGAGAGACUUGAUAAUGCAAAUGAUGGAUUAUUUGAAAGCAGGAAGAUCCUGAGUUUUCUCAACAACUUUUAUUUACAACUUUUGAUGUUGAAACAGUUUCAAAUUAUUCGAAGGAUGUCUUCUGUAGAUAUUGCAUCAUUGCGCAUUAAAUAUAAAGAGAAACGAGAUAUCUUUCGAGAAGAGUCAAUAGAUAAGAAAGAUCCGAUUGAUUUAUUUGGAAAAUGGCUCAACGAAGCUACAAAGACUGAAGAAAUACUUGAACCAAAUGCAAUGUGUCUUGCCACAGUGAGCAAAGAUGGAUUUCCAUCAAAUCGUUAUGUGCUACUAAAGAGUGCGGAUCAAAGAGGAUUUACAUUCUUCACUAAUUAUGCAAGUCGUAAAGCAGAUGACAUGGAAGUUAAUCCCAAUGUUGCCGUCGCUUUCUAUUGGCUUCCGUUAAGACGAUCUGUGCGUAUUGAAGGAAGUGUCACAAAAAUAAGUCACGAAGAAUCUAAAAGUUAUUUCCACUCGCGACCUCGUGCAAGUCAAAUUGGAGCACUUGCAAGCCCACAAUCUCAAUUAAUUCCAAGUCGAGAACACAUUGACAUUAUAGAAGAAGAAAUUAAGCAAAAAGUGGGAGACUCUGGUGUUGUUCCCAUGCCAAACUGGGGUGGCUAUUUGAUUACUCCGAGGGCAAUUGAGUUUUGGCAAGGUCAAACAAAUCGACUGCACGACAGAAUUCGCUUCCGCAAGAGCGAUGAAGAAGUCAACGACAAAUUGGUUCAUCGUGGUGAAAAUGGAUGGGUUUAUGAACGUUUAGCUCCAUAAAAUGAUGUGGACACUUCGUUUCCGUUUGCAUGAUUGAUGAGUUGAAUUAUUGAUCCAAUAUUUUAUUUGUGGUGGUUUGAGAAUGUUACAUUAUGUGUACUGAUUUGCCAAAUAUAUAAGAUAUACAAAAAGUGUUGAAUAUCAUA